Carya illinoinensis is the source of this 465-nucleotide messenger RNA. Its product is annotated as RING-H2 finger protein ATL52-like. The record is from RefSeq and is a predicted model, not a curated record. Gene Ontology annotation, molecular function: zinc ion binding. The transcript has a single exon. Lineage: Eukaryota; Viridiplantae; Streptophyta; Magnoliopsida; Fagales; Juglandaceae. Bases 1 to 465 code for a protein of 154 amino acids.
AUGGAUUCAACAAAAGUACCAAGACCGCAGUAUUUGGAAGAUGAUGAUAAUUCUCCUGAAGAGAUCAACGGGCAACAACUACUAGUUAUUUUGGUUUUCUUCUGUAUUUGUUGCAUUGGCAUACUCGUCUACUAUGGCCUUAAAUACUGUCGGCGACACAGUACUCUAUGGUCCAGUAGUCGGGCUUCCAUUGUGGACGGGCUUGAGAUUUACAUAUUUCAAGCCGGGGGAGAUGACAUUGGCUUCGGCGCGAACAGUUGUAGCAUCUGCCUGGAUGACUUCGAAAAUGGAGAAAGUCUUCGGGUAACGGCUUGCCGUCAUCUGUACCACGAAAAUUGCUUAAAGACGUGGGUAGUGAGGGGUUCAAAUGCCACGAGCUGUCCACAAUGCCGGGAAAAUAUCAGUAGAGAAGCUGAUCGAGGAACAUGUAUAACGAGCUGUCUGCAUGCUGUGAGGAUUGACUAG